Messenger RNA from Salvia miltiorrhiza (redroot sage), 3303 nucleotides. RefSeq lists its product as uncharacterized. Gene Ontology annotation, molecular function: cysteine-type peptidase activity. Lineage: Eukaryota; Viridiplantae; Streptophyta; Magnoliopsida; Lamiales; Lamiaceae. Gene Ontology annotation, biological process: proteolysis. The coding region runs from base 406 to 3303 and encodes 965 amino acids. The transcript has 7 exons. The record is from RefSeq and is a predicted model, not a curated record.
UCCACAUCCCCACAAAAUCUCGGCCACAACACUUCAAAUGAAAAAGUAAGUCAAUUUUCGAAUCUUCUAUCAAAAUCAAUUUUGUCCUAUAUUGUCUUUUUCUCUCUCUUCCUACACGAACCCUAGCCUCCCGUGUAUGCACAGAAUUUUCACGCCUCUCACUCUUUUGCUCAAGAAAAUUUCCAAGUGAAACCGUGUGUGCACACCAUUUCCCUCUCUUGUACAAGCUCAAAUUUCACCCAAUUUGAGAGCAAAAUUUCACCCAAUUUCACGCCUCUCACUAUUUUCUACAAACUACCUACCGUGUGUGUACCGUGUGUGGUUUGAAAAUUGAAACCCCAAAGCCGUGUACUCCAUAAUAGAGCAAAAACAACUUGGUGAAUUAUUCUAUCUUCUCAAUUAACAAUGAGUGAAACUGAAUCCGACUACUCCAGAGAGGAAGAACAGCCUGUAGAACGAGGCCAUCGCCCGAGUACAUCGAGGAGGGAAAAAUACCCGACGCCGAAUCCGCCUCCGAGGCAUGUUUGGUUACGUCCGUGCAUGCAAGGUUAUGCCGGACGAAUCAAUCACUAUGUAAAGGACACGACACUGAAGGAAGUGGAGACCUGUCUGACGCACUACCAGCGUCUUGAACAAUUUAAGGAAGGUCCGUUUGGGCAUUUACUUCAGUUGAAGAGGCAGGAUAGUGCGAAUGCCGCACUGCACCAUCUUCUUGCACGGGAGUUGUAUGACGAAGCAUUCGGUCCGUGGGAGAAGUGGUUCCACGUUGGUGGACACGACAUUCGAUUCGGCGCAGUGGAGUAUUGUCUGGUGACGGGGUUGUGUUUCGGGCCAUCCCCGCAGCGUUUUGAUCCUAAUGUGGAUCACCGUGUUGGGAAGCAGAGUCUAUGGCACCGAGUUUUUAAAGGCAAGAAGAUGGAAGUGAAGGAUCUGCGAAAGCGGUUCGUUAACCGCAGUAUGGGCAAUAUUGCCGAGGAUUAUUUGAGGGUGGGCAAUAUUCUCGUGGCGUAUGAUCUCGUCUUCUGUCGGGAUUAUAAACACGUGCACGAUUGGGUGUGGGCACUGGUAGAGGAAGAUCAGAAAUGGUCCGACUUCCCGUGGGGCUCUUACUCAUUCCAGAUUUUGUGUCACGGGAUGAGUGUGUUGAAGAAGCAUCCCAACGAGAUUACCGGUAAUAGGAAGACGUACCACUUCUAUGGGCCCAUAUGGGCAUUACAGAUUUUGUCGUACGAGGCCAUUCCGAGGUUGGGCCGCGCGUGUGGGAUGCGUGACACGAGGUUGCAGAUGCCACGAUUGGUGAACUGGACGACUUGGAAGUCGGCUUCUGACUUCACCCACUUUUUUGAUGCUCAUGAGGCCGAGUGUCACCGGACACUCGAACCGGUCGAGGAGGAGAAUGAUUCAUGGUAUUUGCAGACCCUGAGGCAUCCAGAGCCUUUUUCUGUACGAUACCAUCCUGGAGGGAAAUAUGCCGGCUUGACAGAGCCAGUUGUACCGGAGCCGCCUCUUCCUGUUAGGCCUCCCCCUGUGCAGAGGAGUAUCUCACGAGCAGAGAGGACUCGUGAGAAGCAGCCUGUCCCUGUCCCGAGGAGUAGCUCACGAGCAGAGAGGGCUCGUGAGAAGCAGCCUGUCCCUGUCCAUGUCGAGCGACAUAGGCAGACGUAUGAGGAGCCGGCUGGCAGCCCGUCGAAGCGGCGCAGGUCAGAGGAGUUUGAUGAUCGCGAGCCUCAGGCAGACCGAGAUGAGGAUUAUUGGAGGCGACGCGAUGAUGACCUGAUUGCCCGUAUCACACAGGAGCAGAUCCGGACUGUGGUCCCAGAGAUGCGGCGCGAGAUACGGCGCGAGCUUGUAGACGACGACUCUGAGCAUGGACUGGUCGCCAAAAUUACGAAGAAGGUCAUAGCCGCUGUGAAGGACAUCUUUGGGAGACAUUCUUCUUCGAGGAGGCAUAGAUCAUCAUCCAGUCAUGCCAGUCGUCAUAGACAUGGGAGUGAGGAGUACAACCAACCGAUACCCAGUCGCAGACGGUCUACAUCUCACAUUCCUAGUCCUAGGCGAUCAGAGCGUGAGGAUCCGCAUCAUGUUAGCCAUAGGCACUCAGUUGGAGACAUGGAUCCGCCUCGUGGCAGUCAGAGACGCUCAGAGCGUGGAGAGGAUCCACCCCCUGCGAGUCAGCGGCGAUCUGCCUCACGUCACAGUGAGAGGGAGGCAUCUAUGAGGCGAUCAGCCUCACAUCAUGGUGAGAGGCAGACAUCUUUGAGGCGAUCCGCCUCACGUCACAGUGAUCGCCCAGGGCCAUCGGCUGGGUACCAUAGUCCAGAGACCCCUGCGCCUAAGGCGGGGGAUGUAAGUGAUGAUCUGAAUGUUUCCUGGACGUCGUCAGAGGAGGAGGCGGGUGCUAGAGAGAGGCCUCAAUUGGUUAUUGACCCGGCCUUGCCGUAUGGUAAGGCCCUGGUGAAGGCGAAGAAGCGGGGCUUCAAGGCGUUUAUGAGAUCGCCGCCGGGUACUUAUGUGCAAGUGAUCGAGACGGGUUGGGUGAUGUCCCAGGAUCUAUUCCACAAGAUUCUGAAUCCUCGCGAGGAGUUGGACGGGGAGAUAUUAGACCUCUGGAAUCUGAAGGCUCUCCGACGGCUCCGUCAAAAUCAGCAGUGGAUAGCUCGGGGAGAGACGAGGCUCGUUGAAGGCGUGACACGGGAGAGAACGCCGAUAGCUUUUCUGGAUUUUUAUGAGACCCUUUCCAGAGAGUUCAGGUCGUUGCAUCCGGAUGAGCCAGAUUGGGACAACAUUCAGGAUCGACACGGAUACGAGGAGUGGGUGGUGCCCGAAAAGCUGAUCGCCAUGUUUCAUGGAACUGAUUCAGGCCAUACAUGGCCUUGGUUGGAAGCGAAAGAGAUUUUUGCUAUGUGCAAUCUCGAUAAGAGUCAUUGGUGUACUGUGGUUAUAUCUAUCUCCGCAUGGGAGGUGAGAGUGUAUGACUUACUGGUACAUGUGGAAGGUACACGAAAGCGUCGACAAAAUGCAAUGAAGCCAAUCACUCGCCUGAUGCCUAAAUUGCUGCACACUGUGGGUUAUUAUGCACACAAUCCCGUGAGGUAUGUUGCCGCUCCAGAUAUGCCUAUGAAUGUCGUCAUUAUGCCAAUCAGAGAGCAAUUCAUCCAAGAAGAUAGUUUUCUCGAAACCGUGUACGCAACCGUGCACGGAAGAACUCGAAACCGUGUACAGCACACGGCUGCACGGCUGCGUGUUCAUCGCUACACGGUUGCGUACACGGUUGGUCCCAAGGUGUACACGGUUAGGGUCUAA